AUGACAGAAGACGGCGUAUCGAUGCGUUCAAAGCAAUUGGAACUGUUUAGUAAAAUGCAUCUUGGUAUGGAUCACGUGUUAUCGAAACUUUUGCAGGACGCACCACCCCUUCCCAACUCGUUAAAGCUCCUGACCGAGACACAGUCACUUAGUUCCACGUGGGUACAAGUGACUGAGAUCUAUGAGAAGCGUAGAUCCAUGUUACAACGUCGAAAAGAAAAGGAAAAGAACAAGAGUAAAUUAAAACGACGUCAGGAUGUUAGAACUGUGCAGAAGGAGCAGGAAAAGGAAGUGAAGAACAGUUCGAAGAAGGAGUCAAAAAAAGCGUCCGAGCGCUAUGUGAAGGAAGGGAGGCAGUCAAUUGCAUACAAUGAAUUGAUAUUGAAGAAAGUGCGGAAGCUACCAUUAUGUGGGAAUGUAGUGCUCGGCAGCAAUAAGUUUAAGGCUGUUGUCAAGUGGAUGGAGUUAGAUAAGGGCAACAAUGCACCUAUAUCGACUGAAUUGACCAAGCUAGUGGAAAAGCUGCAGCAUAAAACUGCAUCGGAAAAGACAAGUAAGCUUAAGUUGAGUCGAAAACGCUCAUUGGAUCCGCUGGAUGAUGUAUAUCGGGUGGAGGAAAGAAAAAGUAAACAGAAGAACUUGACCGAGGAUCGAAAAUUCGAGCUGCAAUCGGGUUCUUCACCGAUAGUAAGGCCUCAGAAGAAGGGAGAAAUGCGGCUAUCGAAGCGCCAUAAGCUGAAGAUGGAGGAAAUGAAUGAAAAGGAGUUUGUCAUUGAGAUGACAUCUAGAGAGCACUUGGCUACAGCUGCAUUGCAGAAUCGAGCAGAUAAAGUAACUCUAGUGAACGAAAUCAAGGACUCAUUUUACGAGGAGAAGGAACAGCCUGUAAAACCAGGAGCUUCUUCUAGGUCUGCUAUCGUUUUAGAUGAUAGUGAAGACGAGAGAGAUGAAGAGGGGGAAGAAGAGGGUGAGGCGGAGUUUAGUGUUGAAAUAAAAGAGGAAGAAUUCAUGGAGGCGCAGGAACAAGAUUCGUCUACAGAUGACGACCGUGGUGUCUUCGAUUUGAAUGAAGAGGAUAUUUUUGUUGUGGACGCGAUUUUGUGCGUCAAGGAAGGACGGGUACUGCUGUCGGCAGGAGGACUGCGACGCCACAAAGAAUCAGAUUUGUACCUUGUAAAAUGGGAAGGCUACAAUGAACUGACGUGGGAGCCGGACGAGAAUAUUCCACGGCGACUUAUUGAAAUGUUUCGUGAGCGUGAGCGCGCCAAGCGGGCGUGCCAGUAUCAGAUCAAAGUCGCUCAUGAACGGAGGGAGGUGAUUAAUUUGACCACACAAACGAGAGAGAUUAUUUACAAGGUUCAAUGGAUCAACCAAGACUUGCCAGUGUGGGAGUUACGAACCGCGCUUCCAACUAAGGCGCAGAUAUGGUUGGACAAGGUUUUGGGUGGUGCAUCGGCGAAAAAGCGCCGCGACGCGAAAGCUGUGAAACAAUCCGACUAG
Messenger RNA from Peronospora belbahrii, 1500 nucleotides. The record is from the annotation of a GenBank genome assembly. NCBI's taxonomy places the organism in Eukaryota, Oomycota, Peronosporomycetes, Peronosporales, Peronosporaceae.